Porites evermanni is the source of this 574-nucleotide messenger RNA. The record is from the annotation of a GenBank genome assembly. NCBI's taxonomy places the organism in Eukaryota, Metazoa, Cnidaria, Anthozoa, Scleractinia, Poritidae.
AUGGGCUGGGACAAGGAGAGUAAACCAAAAGAGAAGAAAAGAAAAGAAGCUAAGACGGUCAGUAACGGUUCCCACAAAGGUCAAAAGAAGAAAAUAACACAUGAAACUAGCCCUGCCACAAGUGACAGUGAAAGUGAAGGCACUGAGCGGGCCAGUACAUCCCAAAAAAAGCCAAAGAAGAAAAGAACACAAGAAACUAGCUAUGACACAAGUUACAGUGAAAGUGAAGGCGCUGAGCGGGUCAGUACACCCAAGAAAAAUCCAAAGAAGAAAAUAACACAUGAAACUAUCUAUGACAUAAGUGACAGUGAAAGUGAAGGCACGGAGCGGGCCAGUACACCCAAGAAAAAGCCAAAGAAGAAAAGAACAAAUGAAACUAGCUAUCACACAAGUGACAGUGAAAGUGGAGGCGCUGAGCGGGCCAGUACACCCAAGAAAAAGCCAAAGAAGAAAAGAACACAUGAAACUAGCUCUGACACAAGUGACAGUGGGAGUGAAGGUGCUCAGCAGACUACUUAAUCCCAAAAAAGGUAAAAAAAAAAACACCAGAAAUUGGGCGGCCCAGUACAUCUAA